This is a messenger RNA of Danio rerio (zebrafish), 1896 nucleotides long. Lineage: Eukaryota; Metazoa; Chordata; Actinopteri; Cypriniformes; Danionidae. The record is from RefSeq and is a predicted model, not a curated record.
GGGUGUGUGACAGAUGAUGAGUCACUAUAAAUCACUCAGCAAACAGAACUGUGGUCAUAACAUUGUGCUGGAUUAUGGUUUCAUUUGGAUACACUGAAGUGAUCCAACAAGACAUUCUCUUUUGCGCCAGUAGAUGUUGUGCUGGGACAUAAAAAUCAGUGAAACUUCCUCUUAAACUACAGCAGGUGAAAGAGCAGCUGAGAAGAAAGGAUAAGACCUUUUAUAUUUUGGAUUUAUUUCUGACUGCAUCAUCAUGUUUCUGAUUUCAUCGCAUCUGCUGUUGUUCUUAUCACUCCUGGCUCAAUCCAGAGCACAAACAACAAUAGACACUACAGAAAUCACCACUGAAAUCCUCACGACCACAACCCCAGAGACCACCACUGAAAUCCCCACAACCACAGCCACAGAAACCACCACUACAAACCCAGAGACCACCACCGAAAUCACCAAUACAACCCCAGAUACCACCACUGAAACCACCACUGUAGACACCACUACAAUUCCAGUAACCACCACAACCCCGGAGACCACCACAGAAACCACUACAGAAGAGACCACCACCACUACCACCCCAGAAACCACUACAGAAGAGACCACCACCACCACCCCAGAAACCACUACAGAAGAGACCACCACCACCACCCCAGAAACCACUACAGAAGAGACCACCACCACCACCCCAGAAACCACUACAGAAGAGACCACCACCACCCCAGAAACCACUACAGAAGACACCACCACCACUGAGAGCACCACCAUUGCAUCAACUACUGCAUGGACAGCCCCGGCAAUAUUCUACCCAUUCGGCUCAGCAGCAGGAGACACUGGAUAUACUGAAGUUGGCUAUGAGUCCUAUCAAUAUGUGACCUUCUCUACUCCAUUUACAUUCUUUACCCGCAAUUACAGCAGCAUUUAUGUCAAUAAUAAUGGACUCCUUACGUUCAACCAACCUUUACCAGAAGCUAACCCUGUACCCUUUCCCUCAAAUGGAAAUGAAGAUUACAUUGCUGCGCUCUGGACCGAGCUUGAUGACAUGGGUUAUGGCAAUUACUGGUUUCAUGAGUACAUAAAUGGAAGUGUGCUCGACCGGGCCACUAAGGAUAUAAACCAAUAUUUCCCAGAUAGGGGCUUCGCUGCUUCUUGGGUCUUUGUUGUCACAUGGGACUACGUGUUUACAACAGAUUUUUAUACACUUAAUAAUCACUUAGGACAGGCAAUUACGUUUCAAGCAGUUUUAAUUUCCGGAGGUGGUUUUUCUUUUAUUCUAUUGAAUUACGGUGACUGUGCUGGUACAUAUUUUCCAGUGGAGGCUGGAUAUGAUACCAUUGGCUCCACUGACUACCAUGUCAUCCUUUAUGGAAAUCCUGGCUACUCCAUCUCAAACCUCAAGAACACGACUAAUGUAAAUCUUCCUGGUCGUUGGGCUUUUCUUGUGAACAACGGGACAGAAAACGUCAUAGGACUUCAAAUGAAACUUAGGUCAUAUUUAGACCUAACACAGACUCAAAGCAUGGAGGGUGUGUUGCAGCUAAUAAAAAAGGAGCUGGUCAGUCAAGGAAUGUCAAGUUCAGUUGGGCUGAAAAUAAGAAAAGUCCAAAGGACAUGGCCGUGAUACAAGAAAAGGAUAUAAAACUCCUUUGAAAGUUGUUUUUUAUUAAAGAUGUAUGGACCGAAAUUGAGGGAAAUGUCACUACACAACAGCAAAAUUGCUUUAUAUUCUCAACCUUCUCAAAAAUGAUCAACACACAAGUAUAAAUGAGUAUGAAAUGAAUCCUCUUCAUUGAUCCUCUUUUUUCUACUAUCAAAUACUGUGAACGAAUACAAGUUUCAGGGAAGUGAACAAAUCAACCUGUAUAAUAUGAGAACAAUGUAAUUAAACCUGUUCUUCACCCCACA